CCUCCCCGCACGGCGCCGGGCGGAGCCAGCGCGCACCGGGGGCGCACCGGGGGCGCACCGGAUCCGGUGCCUUGGACCGCUUAUAGGGCCGGUUUUAGGGCCGGGCACAGCCAUGCUGAGCCGUUUGGGAGCUCUCCUGCAGCAGGCGGUGGAAACGCGGGAGCCCAGCGUGGACCUGCUGGAGGCGUUCACCGAGCACUGGAAGGGCAUCACCGGCUACUACCUGGAGGCUACGGACGAGAGCACCCCCGCCAAGCAGACCGACAUUCCCUGGCGCCUCAAGCAGAUGCUGGACAUCCUGGUGUACGAGGAGAAGCAGCACCCGGCGGGGGAGGCCGGGCCGUGCCUCGAGUACCUGCUGCAGCACAAGGUCCUGGAGACCCUCAGCACGCUGGGCAAGGCGGAGUACCCCCCCGGGAUGAGGCAGCAGGUCCUCCUCUUCUUCAGCCGGGUGCUGGGCCAGGUGCAGCACCCCCUCCUGCACUACCUCAACGUGCACAGGCCGGUGCAGAAGCUGCUGCAGCUCAGCGGGCACCCCCUGGGCUCGGGCACGGAGAAGGAGGAGGCGCAAUUCACCGCCGUGCUCUGUGCCAAGAUCCAGCAGGAUCCCACCCUGCUGGCUUACAUCCUAGAGGGUAAGAGCAUCCUGAACGGGAGGAAGGCUCAAGAGCAGCCCGGCACCCCCCCCGGAGAGGGUGCGGAGCAUCCCCCGGCACGGAGGGACGGCAACCUCGUCACCUCCUUAGUGGGGCUGUGCAAAAGCCAGGCGAGCAGGGUGGCGCUGAAGGCUCGGGAAAACUUGCUCCUGCUGACGGAGCUGCCCCAGGAGGCGGCCGCAGCCUGCCUGGUGCGCAGCGGCGCCCUGUGCCAGCUGCUGAGCGAGCACCUCUGCCACCUCCACGGCGCCGUGCCCCCCUGCGCCCACCCCGACGACGUCCUGGCCAUGGGCAGGGCCAGCUGGAGGUCGCCGGGAGAUGCCGGAGGCGCCGGGGACUUCGCGGGGAAGGAGAGCCUGGUGGCUUUUUUCUGCUGGUUGGAUUUUUUGGAUGAGCUCGUGGCGGGCGCCCACCCGCUGGUGGCGGGUGCCCUCGGAGAGGCCGUGGAGGAGAAGUUUUUCCGAGGCGUCCUGCAGCCGCAGCUGCUGCAGAUCUCUCCGUGCCGUCCCUCCAGGUCAGAGCUCGCCAUCCUCAGCGCCACGGCCGUGCUGUCGGGCACGGUGCGGCAGCUCCGCGCCCCCCCCCUGCUGCAGCGCCUCGUUUUCUUCCUGCUGGGACCCGGGGGGCACCCCGAAACCCCAGGGGACCCCCCCCAUCCUCUGCGCGCACACCUCAUCGACCGCUGCGACCACCUCUCCGACGAGAUCAGCCUGGCCAGCCUGCGGCUCUUCGAGGAGCUCCUGCGGGUGCCCCACGAGGAGGUGGUGCUGAGCCUGGUGCUGAGGAACCUGCAGGCGAGGGGCUACCUCCAGCGCGGCCCCCCCGUGCCCGACGAGCGCGGAGCCCCCGAGCCGGACCCCGAUGAGGAGGAGGAGGAGGAGGAAGAUCCCUACUUCACCGACGGCUUCCCCGAAAACGGCUUCGGGAUGGGAAAAAAGCCCCCAGGGGGCUCAUCCCCGCUGGGGAAGGGGCAUGUGAGCGAGGUGGUCAGCAGCUUCCUCUGCCUGGUCCCCGAGGAAGCCAAAACCUCCUCGUGCCUGGAGGAAGGCGGCUACGACACCUACGUGCACGACGCUUUGGGCAUGGUCCAGGCGAGCCGCAGCAGGGCGGCCUCGUGGGGGUGGCCCCCGGCCCCCCGGCCCCUCGACGGUUGCCCCCCCGAGGGGCAGUUUUACGAGGGGCGCUUCCUCAAGGUGCUGUUUGACCGCCUGGCGCGGAUCCUGGACCAGCCCUACAGCCUGAACCUGCAGGUGACCUCAGUGCUGUCCCUCCUGGCCGCUUUCCCCCAUCCCCACCUCCACGAGUACCUCCUGGACCCCUACCUCAGCCUGGCGCCCGGCUGCCGCUCGCUCUUCUCCGUCCUCGUCAGGGUGAUCGGGGAGCUGAUGCAGAGGAUCCAACGCGUGCCCCACUUCAGGGCCAAGCUGCUCCUGGUGCGCCAGCAGCUGCUGGGGCUGGUCCCCGGCGAGCAGAUGGAGCACGCGACGCUCUUCAAGGGGGUGGUGGUGCUGGAGGAGUUCUGCAAGGAGCUGGCUGCCAUCGCCUUGGUCAAGGGCCCCCCCGAGGGCCCCCCCUGAGCCUGCUGCACCCCAAAACCCCACCGGGAGCCCCCUUCCCUCGGCCGGGCUGCGAGGGGAGCUGCUGGGGGCAGAUGGAGAGCGCUCCCCGACCCCGCUCCGAGUGGCACGACCCCAAAACGGGCACAGGGACAGCACCCCGGCCCCCGGCCCUAUGGGGUGGGGAGAGGAUUUGGGGGGGCCCGUGGAAGUGUGGGGUGCUGAGCCCCGGGCAGGAUGCGGCCCCUCAGGGCACAGGCAUGCACCCCGCUGCUCGUCCUCAUCCUCAUCGGGUUCCUGCUCCCCGUGGCAGGAGCUGUCCCAGAGCCCCCCCAGUCCUCGAGGGGGGGGAUUUUUGGCAAGAAUUGGAUGCGCCAGCACGGGACCCCGAGGUGGGGCCGGCUAACGAGGCAGGUGCUGGCCCCAGGGCUAAUUACAGCCCCUCGUUUGUAUGGGGCAGGGGGCGCGUGGGGGCGCCGGGUCAGGUGCGCACCAAGCUGGCACGACGGGACGCAAUAAAGCCCUGAGCUGGGA
Molecule: messenger RNA, 2746 nt
Organism: Anas platyrhynchos (mallard)
Lineage: Eukaryota; Metazoa; Chordata; Aves; Anseriformes; Anatidae
Gene: FHIP2B
Product: FHF complex subunit HOOK interacting protein 2B
Source: RefSeq, a predicted model, not a curated record